Malaclemys terrapin pileata is the source of this 578-nucleotide messenger RNA. It is a transcript of the gene LGALS1, whose product is annotated as galectin 1. Gene Ontology annotation, molecular function: laminin binding; carbohydrate binding. The record is from RefSeq and is a predicted model, not a curated record. NCBI's taxonomy places the organism in Eukaryota, Metazoa, Chordata, Testudines, Emydidae. Bases 18 to 506 code for a protein of 162 amino acids. The transcript has 4 exons.
CCCAACUAUUUAAGGGCAUGGGCGCAGCACAGCCCUUGCCCACAUCUGUCUGUCAGAUCUCAGCAGCUGGAGGGAGAGCUAAAAAAAGCAGCACCAUCAUGCCCACUGGAAUAGUUUGUUCCAACAUGGGUCUCAAGGCUGGAAAGCGCAUUGGUGUGAAGGGCGAAAUCUCUGCAGGUGCCAAGAGCUUUGUGCUGAAUCUAGGGAAAGACCAAGCCAACAUAGUGCUGCACUUCAAUCCACGUUUUGAUAUUCAUGGGGAUGUCAGGACCAUCGUGUGCAACUCCAUGGACAAAGGGGAGUGGGGUGCUGAGCAGAGAGAAUCAGCCUUCCCCUUCCAGGAGGGCACCAAUGUGGAGAUCUUCAUCACUCAUGACCCAAGUAAUCUAACAAUUACUUUGCCAAACAACCAUCAGUUCAAGUUCCCUAACCGGUUGGGUCUCCAGGUCAUCGACUUCCUGAAUGCAGAAGGUGACUUCAUAAUCAAAUCCAUCCAGUUGGAAUAACUCCCCACUCCUCACACACCAAAGAUAUUUAAAAGGAAACACAAUAAACACCACUGAAUUUGGUCUACUAAA